CAGUACUUGCGUCACCGGUGGGCGUGGCCUGAUCUCAGUGUUCUGGAACACACGGCGGAAGCGGCGCGGUGUCACCAAGCGGCCCUCGCGCAUUAAACAUCUACAAAAACACCAAGAACCAUGAAGAUCUGGACGUCAGAGCACAUUUUCAAUCAUCCAUGGGAAACCGUGACCAACGCCGCCAUGCAGAAGUACCCGAACCCCAUGAACCCCAGCGUGUUCGGCGUGGACGUGUUGGACCGUAACGUGGACCAGCAGGGACGCCUGCACAGCAAACGCCUCCUCAGCACCGAGUGGGGUCUGCCGUCCAUCGUCAGAUCGAUAAUUGGCAACACACGGACAUGUACGUACAUCCAGGAGCACUCCAUAGUCGAUCCCAAAGAGAAAACCUUUGAGCUUCAGUCGACUAAUAUCACCUUCACUAACAUGGUGUCUGUGGACGAGCGGCUCACGUACCGCCCGCACCCGGAGGACCCGGAGAAGACGAUGCUCACGCAGGAGGCCAUCAUCUCUGUGAAGGGUGUCAGUCUGAGUAGCUAUCUGGAGGGACUCAUGGCAUCAACCAUCUCCGCCAAUGCAGGAAAGGGUCGUGAGGCGAUGGAGUGGGUGAUCCGGCGCCUGAACACUGAGAUCGAGGAGCUGGCCAUCACAGCGAGAGGAACCCUGAGGACGCCGAUGGCCGCCGCUGUCACUGAGAAGUGAACGCCAGUCCUGCGCUCUC
Rhinichthys klamathensis goyatoka is the source of this 721-nucleotide messenger RNA. RefSeq names its product PRELI domain containing 3 (gene prelid3b). The transcript is spliced from 6 exons. NCBI's taxonomy places the organism in Eukaryota, Metazoa, Chordata, Actinopteri, Cypriniformes, Leuciscidae. Gene Ontology annotation, biological process: phospholipid transport. Gene Ontology annotation, molecular function: phosphatidic acid transfer activity. The record is from RefSeq and is a predicted model, not a curated record. Gene Ontology annotation, cellular component: mitochondrial intermembrane space. The coding region runs from base 121 to 702 and encodes 193 amino acids.